UUAUGGAGGGUAAGGAUGAAGAAUGAAACAUCAGCCGAAUCGUGAAAUGGCUCGACGAAUGGUGAUCGAAUUGUUGAAUUUGGCGCACGCUGUUGAAAAUUAAAUUGUAAGCCAAGAGGCUAAUGAAUAUUUGUUAAUCAUUGUAUACUAGCUGCGGAGAAAUUAGGAAAACAUAAGGAGCAGUUUUUUUUAGGCAUUAAAAACACAGGAGAACAUAUCUUCAAUGGCUGAUACACCAUGGAACGUAUUGGUAACUGGGGGUGCUGGUUAUAUUGGUUCUCAUACAGUAUUGGAGCUUCUAAUUGCAGAUUUUCAGGUGGUGGUUAUUGAUAACCUUAAGAAUGCUUACAAAGGAGCAUCAGCUGAUAAGCCUGAAUGUAUUCUCCGAGUGGAGAAGCUAGCAGGGAAAAAAGUAAACUUUAUUAAUUGUGAUAUUACUGAUAAAGAUGCACUAAAUAAAGUCUUUAAACAGUAUUGUUUUCAAUGUAUUAUACACUUUGCUGCCUUAAAGGCAGUUGGCGAAUCCUGUGAAAUACCAUUGGAGUAUUAUAAAAUAAAUGUAGGCGGUACAUUAAAUCUCUUGGAAGUAAUGCAAGAGAAUGAUGUAAAAAAUUUCAUUUAUUCGAGUAGCGCAACCGUAUACGGAGUUCCAGAAAAAUUGCCUCUUGAUGAGAAUAUGAAAACGGGUAAUUGCACCAAUCCUUACGGAAAAACAAAAUACAUGGUAGAAGAAAUUCUUAAGGAUCUAUGUGUAUCAGAUAAGGCAUGGUCUGCAAUUUCUCUGAGAUAUUUUAAUCCCGUUGGUGCACAUCCAUCGGGAGAGAUCGGUGAGGAUCCAAAUGGAAUUCCAAACAAUUUAAUGCCAUUUAUAGCACAAGUAUCUGUACUGAAACGAAAAUUUCUUCAAGUUUAUGGAAACGAUUAUGAUACUCCUGAUGGAACUGGAGUACGAGAUUACAUUCACAUUACGGACUUGGCAGUAGGUCAUGUGAAGGCAAUGGUUUAUCAGAAGUCUAGUGCUCCAAAGGGUUUCGAAGUGAUAAAUCUAGGUACAGGAAAAGGAUGUUCAGUUUUGGAAGUAAUCAAGGCCUUUGAAAAGGCCUCUGGGAAGAAAAUUCCGUAUAAAAUUGUUGGACGUAGACCUGGUGAUAUUGCAGCAAGUUAUGCUGAUGCUAGUCUUGCAAAUAAACAACUCCAGUGGUUUGCUACCAAGAAUAUAGAUGACAUGUGUGCUGACACGUGGCGAUGGCAACAAAAUAAUCCCAAUGGCUACAAACCAAAAGCUUUAUGAAAAAGUUAG
Cephus cinctus (wheat stem sawfly) is the source of this 1300-nucleotide messenger RNA. RefSeq names its product UDP-glucose 4-epimerase (gene Gale). The record is from RefSeq and is a predicted model, not a curated record. Gene Ontology annotation, biological process: beta-D-galactose catabolic process via UDP-galactose, Leloir pathway. The transcript has 7 exons. Bases 224 to 1291 code for a protein of 355 amino acids. Gene Ontology annotation, cellular component: cytosol. Lineage: Eukaryota; Metazoa; Arthropoda; Insecta; Hymenoptera; Cephidae. Gene Ontology annotation, molecular function: UDP-glucose 4-epimerase activity.